UUAUCUGCCUAUAACAGUAUAACUUGCAGCGACACUCGCCUGCAACCCUCGACUGCGCACAUCAUGGCCCAUAGUUACCGUAUCCUUGUAGCAUCGUACAGCAACGAUAUCUACUCCCUUUCAUUCGACCCAUCCACACGCUCAUUGACUCGCACUUCCUCCAUUGAAGCUGGCUUCCAUCCGUCAUGGAUCACCCAUUAUCCAGGCGAUAGCUCGCUGGUGUUCGCUUCUGUAGAGCAGGAAAAUGGCAAGAUCAUCGUGCUCAAAUACGACAAUAAUGCCAGGGGUAUUAUCGUAGCUGAAGCAUCCAGCGGAGGAGACGAUCCCUGUUCUCUUCUUGCAACCAAAGACCAGCUGUUGAUCGCGAAUUACUCCUCUGGACACGUCUCCUUUCUCCCGAUUGCCCCAGAGCCGCCAUAUAUUCUUAAGGAGACGCCAACAACAAUAACGCUCACAGGCUCUGGGCCUAAUAAAGACAGGCAACUAUCGUCGCACCCUCACCAGGUGUAUCUAAAUGAAGAGCACGAAGAAGUUCUCGUCCCUGACCUUGGCGGCGACCGCGUCUAUAGAUUCAAGAGGGAUCCCGCAGGAACCUGGACUCCUCAGAGCCACAUUGCCUACCAGCCUGGUGGAGGACCUCGCCAUGUUGCAUUUUACAACGGUACUCUCUACACCCUUCUCGAGCUUACCAGCACCGUAGUCUCUCAUCGCCUCCCGCCUCAACCGGCAGAGCCUUCCUUCGUUCGCACUGUAGAAACCAUGUCACAACCACCAUCCUUCCCCAGUGAUAUGCUCGCCGCUGAGAUUCUCAUUCCUCAUCCGAACGCAACCUUCCCAACACCCUAUAUAUACGUCUCGAACCGUAACGACCCUUCCCCCGGCGGGGACAUCAUCUCCAUUUUUUCCACAGAGGCGAAGUUCAUUGCUGAAGUGCGUUCGGGACUCAAACAUCUCCGAGGCAUGGCUUUUGGUGGGCCGGACGACAAGUGGUUAGUUGCUGGAGGCGCACUAGGAGGAGGGAUCAAGAUUUUUGAAAGGGUUAACGAUGGAAAAGGGUUGGUGGAGAUUGCGGCUAAUAAUGAAGCUGAAUCUCCUACCGGGUUUUUGUGGUUAUAACGUCCAUAACUUUCUGAGAUGAAGUGAUAAGAAUAUCAAGUGUGCACAGCCAUCAGCAUUGCCUAGAGACGAGUUAUAUUAGGCUGUUCGCGCCCUCUGCGGCUUGUCUCUAUAGAUACUCGAGGUGCUUCGCUGUAAAUGUGGAUAACCUGCCGUUUCAAAUCAGCAUCAAUAGAAUAUUUAUGGUUUACUGGUCGGAAAGAAUCUCGUAACGAUAUCACCCAGAUGUAGCUUAAAUCAGAGAAUAUGCACC
Messenger RNA from Desarmillaria tabescens, 1369 nucleotides. RefSeq names its product Lactonase, 7-bladed beta-propeller-domain-containing protein. The transcript is spliced from 3 exons. The record is from RefSeq and is a predicted model, not a curated record. Lineage: Eukaryota; Fungi; Basidiomycota; Agaricomycetes; Agaricales; Physalacriaceae. Bases 64 to 1116 code for a protein of 350 amino acids. Gene Ontology annotation, molecular function: protein binding; 6-phosphogluconolactonase activity.